Messenger RNA from Prorocentrum cordatum, 423 nucleotides. NCBI's taxonomy places the organism in Eukaryota, Dinophyceae, Prorocentrales, Prorocentraceae. The record is from the annotation of a GenBank genome assembly.
AGGCAGUGGCCCUCGGCCUGGCAGCGCCCACCUUCAUGGGCGCGACGGCGGCCGUCGCCGGGGAGCCGCCCAGCGUCGGGGACCACUGGUAUUGGGACCUCGGCGUCGGCUCCCUCCACGGCGAGACCGCGUCCAUCAUCCUGUUGGUACGCGCCAGCGACUGGGCUGCAACCGAAAGCGGGGAGGAAUGUACAGGAUGGGGGACGAUGGUGGUGAUCAUAUUAAUGAUGAGGCUUUACGAUGGACCGCGCGCACAUCACAAGUGCCAUACGUUGACCAAUACUCAAUGGGGUCAUUACCGAGGUCCUGGCGAGCAAUCGAGACCCCGAAGGUUUCCCGUGGAUGACCAUAGGCACGCCACGGCAACCACGUCGACCGCCGACCCAUAUCUUUGAACGCAUCCAGCCGCGCGACGAGUUAGGC